This is a messenger RNA of Fusarium falciforme, 1623 nucleotides long. Its product is annotated as Methylmalonate-semialdehyde dehydrogenase. The transcript has 2 exons. Bases 1 to 1623 code for a protein of 540 amino acids. The record is from RefSeq and is a predicted model, not a curated record. Gene Ontology annotation, molecular function: methylmalonate-semialdehyde dehydrogenase (acylating, NAD+) activity; malonate-semialdehyde dehydrogenase (acetylating, [NAD(P)+]) activity. Gene Ontology annotation, cellular component: mitochondrion. Gene Ontology annotation, biological process: L-valine catabolic process; thymine catabolic process. NCBI's taxonomy places the organism in Eukaryota, Fungi, Ascomycota, Sordariomycetes, Hypocreales, Nectriaceae.
AUGAAGUCCGCACGAGCUAUUCGACGUAUCCCUCGGUCUCUGACACCCCGAGUCACCUCGCGGUCUGCCCACUCCAUCUUCAACCGCCCUUCUCCAACUUCCCAUGAGCAAAUCAAAGACCCCCUCCCCACACACAACUUCAUCGGAAACAACUUUACCCCCUCGGCCGCCACAAAGUGGAUUGACGUCCAUGACCCUGCCACGAACAAUGUCGUGACCCGCGUGCCAGAGUCUACAGACGAGGAGCUUCGCGCAGCCGUCAAGGCCGCACAGGAUGCCUUUCCCGGCUGGAAGAACACGAGCAUUCUGCGUCGCCAGCAGAUCAUGUUUGAGUUUACACGGCUGAUCCGUCAGAACUGGGACCGUCUUGCCUCGUCUAUUACUCUGGAGCAGGGCAAGACGUUUGCUGAUGCCCGUGGUGAUGUCCUUCGAGGCCUUCAGGUUGCCGAGACGGCUUGCGGCAUCACUACACAAAUCACUGGAGAGGUUUUGGAAGUUGCUAAGGAUAUGGAAACUCGUAAUGUUCGAGAGCCUCUCGGCGUUGUUGCCGCCAUCUGCCCCUUCAAUUUCCCUGCCAUGAUUCCACUGUGGUCCAUCCCGAUUGCGACUAUUACCGGUAACACGCUCGUCCUCAAACCAUCGGAACGCGACCCGGGCGCUGCCAUGAUCCUUGCCGAGAUUGCAAAGGAGGCAGGCUUCCCUGAGGGAGUUGUCAACAUCAUCCACGGAACGCACCGUGCGGUCAACUUCAUCAUCGACGAGCCCGCCAUCAAGGCCAUCAGCUUCGUCGGAGGCAAUGCCGCUGGAGAGUAUAUCUACUCCAGGGGCUCGGCCAACGGUAAGCGUGUUCAGGCCAACCUCGGGGCCAAGAACCAUGCCGUCGUCCUUCCCGAUUGUAAUAAGAAGAGCACCAUCAAUGCCAUCACUGGUGCUGCCUUUGGUGCCGCUGGUCAACGAUGCAUGGCUCUGAGCACCGUCGUUCUCGUCGGUCCCGACACCAAGUCAUACGUCGACGACCUUGUCUCAGCAGCUAAGCAGCUCAAGACAGACGGAGGCUUUGAGGACGGUGCCGACCUCGGACCCGUCAUUAGCCCAGAGUCCAAGUCGAGGAUCGAAUCAUUGAUUGCCUCAGCUGAGGAGGAGGGCGCACAGAUUGUUCUCGACGGUCGCGGGUACGCUCCCGAUAAGUACCCCUCGGGCAACUUCAUCGCCCCAACCAUCAUCACAGGGGUGACCCCGAGCAUGAAGUGCUACACCCAAGAGAUCUUUGGGCCCGUACUGCUGGUUCUCGAGGCCCCUACCCUCGAGGCUGCCACAGACCUCAUCAACCAGAACGAGUACGGCAACGGAGUAGCCAUCUUCACCAACUCGGGCAGCAAGGCCGCCUGGUUCCAGAAGAACAUUGAAGCCGGUCAGGUCGGAGUCAACGUUCCUAUCCCCGUGCCCCUGCCCAUGUUCAGCUUCACGGGCAACAAGAAGAGCGUGGCGGGUGGCGGUACGAGCACCUUUUACGGAAAGCCCGGACUCAACUUUUACACCCAGACAAAGACCAUCACGACUCUUUGGAGAGGCGAGGAGGAAGCAGACCACGGAAAGAGCGUCAACAUGCCGACGCAGAGCUGA